ACAGCGCCUUCUGUGUCAAUGACCAAUCAACAGGCAGCAGCCUGUCAGUGACGUUUCAGCAUGCGCCGGAAGUGUUGGGCAUGACUUUCCAUCAGGAGCUGCAGGCCGCGGAUAGAUCAGACAAAAUGCGGUUUUUAGAGGCAUAAUAGCGGAUUUGUCUCAUGACAGGACCGCGCAGCUCCGCUUGAGGCCGCUGGAUGGAGAAACAGCAAAUAUGGCGAGCUAACCGGGUUGUGCAGGAGAGGAGCGAGUGUGUGUGCGUGUGAUUUUGUGUGUAAGGUCACCGGCGGCAAUGAUGGAACAGAAGCGCAACAUUCAGAUCAUUGAAUGGGAAGAUCUGGACAAGAGGAAGUUCUACUCGCUGGGCGUCUUCAUGACCAUGACCACACGGGCCACCGUCUACCCGUUCACCCUGAUCCGCACCAGACUGCAGGUCCAGAAGGGGAAGUCGCUCUAUAACGGCACCUUCGACGCCUUCUGGAAGAUUCUGAAGGCCGAGGGGGUGCGUGGCCUUUAUCGAGGGUUCAUGGUCAACACGUUGACGCUUAUCUCAGGUCAGGCCUACAUCACUACCUACGAGCUGGUACGGAAAUACGUGUCCUGUUACUCGUCCAAUAACACGGUCAAGUCUCUGGUGGCGGGAGGCGCGGCCUCACUGGUGGCCCAAAGCAUCACGGUGCCCAUCGACGUGGUGUCCCAGCAGCUGAUGGUGCAGGGUCAGGGCUGUCAGCUCACACGCUUCAAACUCAAGCCCAAGUUAGUGAUGGCCACGUCCAAACACAAAGUGACAUUUGGUCAAAGCAGAGAUGUUGUGGUUCAGAUUUUUCACACGGAUGGAUUUCGGGGCUUUUAUCGUGGAUAUGUGGCGUCGCUCCUCACCUACAUACCCAACAGCGCCGUCUGGUGGCCAUUUUAUCACUUGUAUGCAGAGCAGCUCUCCAGACUGGCUUCUGCUGAUUGUCCGCACCUCCUCCUGCAGGCCGUGGCGGGACCGAUGGCUGCAGCUACAGCCUCCACCCUCACCAACCCCAUGGACGUGGUCCGAGCCCGAGUACAGGUUGAAGGUCGCUCGUCUGUGAUGGAGACGUUUAAGCAGCUCCUGGCUGAAGAGGGCAUGUGGGGUCUCACCAAGGGUCUGUCUGCACGCAUCAUUUCCUCCACGCCCACGUCAGUCAUGAUCGUCAUCGGUUACGAGACACUAAAGAGACUCAGUCUGCGGCCUGAACUGGUGGAGAGCAGACACUGGUGAAAACACACAUACCUCAGUCUUUUAAACAGAUGCCUUUUAUUAUUUUCAUGUUUUAUGAGGACCAGGCAAUAAUUGGCGCUCAAAUGUGAAGUUAUAUUUCCUUUGACUUUUUUGUGGAUUUUGUAUCCUGUUGUCAUGAACUCGUCCGGCCCGAACUAGUAUUUUGUAACGAGACGUCAUAGAUCUCGUUUGUUCUUUUCGCCCGGAAUGUGUUUGUUCAUCGGCGGUUUUGAAGUGAAAAUCAUUUUGAAAUGGUGAAUUUGACACUUUCUUGUGAAUCUCAUGCAGUGCUCUUCACGUCAUCUGACAGGAAGUGAGAUCAUCACAUCUGUUACAUGGUAGGAAGAAUGAGAACAUGUAUAGGCUUUUCACACUUGAAACCCUGGGUCAUGUUAAACCCUAACAAAUUAUUCGGAAUAGUCAGUUUUGUCUUAUUUGCAUAUUUACAUGGUUAUUAAUAUUGUUUGGACGAGUGUCUUCUGAAACACACUAAAUAGUCUAAUUUAUUACAUAUUUAGUCGUGGUUUUAUAUUUUUAAGUAUUGACCUCAGACACUUGAAUAAUGUGUAAAAGUAAAUAUGAUGAACAGUAAAUAUUUCACUGUGCUCAUGAAUAUUUAAUGAGGCGAAAAUUGACUAAACAUGUAACUAACAUUUCCAUCGUGCUCAUGAAUAUUUAAUGAGGUGAAAAUUUACUAAACAUGUAACUAACAUUUCCAUGGUCAUGAAAAAUCUGGAAAUAUCAGUGCAUAUUAAAAUUAACAAGGCAAUUAAUUUUGAAAUUCAUACCUGGAAAAUGUAAAAAAAAAAAAUUAUAGUAAAUAUAAAUGUACUAAUUCUAUAUUAAGCUCAGGUCUUAAACAUUUCAUUGGCCUGAAACUGCUCUUCAAGUGUAGUUACUAUGAAAUGAUUGUACAAAAACGACUGUAAAAUAGUGUCAAUUAAUUUGAAAAGUGGCCUUUACCCAGGGUUAAACAAUGGUGUGAAAAGCCUUGUGAGAAAAGUUAUAAAGCAUCAUGUUCUGCAGAAUAAUAUUUCAGUCUGAUUGAAUCUUCUUUGGUUUGUCAGUGUUUUUAUCAUGGCCUUGUCUUUGUUUUUCUGAAGGUUAGUGUUUUGGGGCCAAAGCUUUUACAGUUUAAAUGUUUUAGAAAUGCGUUCAUAUUUGAAAUGUAACUGCCAUAGUAAUUUUUUUCUGUAAGAUUGUUUCUAACUGGAUCUUAGUGUCACAAUUAAGAGUGAAUUAAAUGAACCAAACAAGAAUGAAACCAUUUGGGAUUUUUUUGUUUCUUCUAGAUUUUCUCACAUGCUCUACAAAGGGUUCAGCAUUCAAACAAGUUCUGCUUUGGAUCUUUAUGUAUUAUAAUUCAUGUUUACAUGUCUGCUAUAACAGUCCAAAGCAAGGACUCUGAAUUGGUGCAGUAACAUUUGGUGUCCUGUAGAGGGCGGAUAGUGAUUAGCAAAGCCAUGUGUGCACUCAAGUCAUGUGAA
Molecule: messenger RNA, 2736 nt
Organism: Sinocyclocheilus grahami
Lineage: Eukaryota; Metazoa; Chordata; Actinopteri; Cypriniformes; Cyprinidae
Gene: slc25a44a
Product: solute carrier family 25 member 44a
Exons: 4
Coding region: 293-1249 (318 amino acids)
Biological process (GO): branched-chain amino acid catabolic process; branched-chain amino acid transport; transmembrane transport
Cellular component (GO): mitochondrion
Molecular function (GO): branched-chain amino acid transmembrane transporter activity
Source: RefSeq, a predicted model, not a curated record